This is a messenger RNA of Adineta ricciae, 393 nucleotides long. The record is from the annotation of a GenBank genome assembly. NCBI's taxonomy places the organism in Eukaryota, Metazoa, Rotifera, Eurotatoria, Adinetida, Adinetidae.
AUGUCACGACGAUUAUUCAAUGCAGGCUUUUCUAGCUCAACAUAUGUUAUUACAAGAACACUUGCAUCAAAAGUUGCGGUACAAGAUUUAAAAAUUUUAGGCGUUGGUGCAGGUAACAAACCAGUGGCAGACGCACAAAAGCAGUUAGCAUCAUUAGGAUAUAAACAAACAAAAAUUUUCGGUAUUUAUAAUACAAAAAAAAGUGAUCAAGAAUUUAUCAAUGCAUUAAAAGAAAAACAAUGGGAUGUAGUGGCUCUUGGCGGUUAUGUCAAUGGUUUUGACCAAGCACCGAAGUAUCAUGAAGAAGCACCUAACGCAAAAAUUGUACUUCUAAAAGGACCGCAAGACCUUCCUGAUGCUCUCGAAAGAGUUGUGAAUCAAGAAAAAAACUAA